This is a messenger RNA of Siniperca chuatsi (mandarin fish), 4606 nucleotides long. RefSeq names its product macoilin 1b (gene maco1b). Gene Ontology annotation, cellular component: rough endoplasmic reticulum membrane. Bases 396 to 2459 code for a protein of 687 amino acids. The transcript has 11 exons. NCBI's taxonomy places the organism in Eukaryota, Metazoa, Chordata, Actinopteri, Centrarchiformes, Sinipercidae. The record is from RefSeq and is a predicted model, not a curated record. Gene Ontology annotation, biological process: neuronal signal transduction.
GGCGAGACCUUCCACACACAGCGGGACUCGCUUCCUCUCUCUUCCCUGUUGUCUUUGGCUGAGCAGAACUGAGCGACCGGCCACGGUGCUACGUAAGUGGCUCAUCUCUAUAUCCGUCAAAGAGAGAGGCCUCGGCGGAUAGAUUGAUUGGACAUACCAGCCGUCUGACAACUGGACGUAAAAUACAGCGCGGAUUGGGCUUAUUGAGUCUGCGCUAACAGAAAAAGAGGAGGUUCCCGAAUAGAGUCCUUUAUUUAUUUCUUUGUUUCCAGUGGGGAAAAAUAAUAACAGCGACAUAUACCACAGGCACUUCAUUUUUUAUCUUUGUCCGGAUACACAAGAAAACUGGAUAAGAUUACAGUGGUUACUCGAAGGCCAAAGCCAAGGGGAGGAGGAUGAAGCGGCGCAAUGCGGACUGCAGCAAACUCCGACGGCCGUUAAAACGGAACCGAAUCACUGAGGGUAUAUACGGCAGUACCUUCCUGUACCUGAAGUUUCUGGUGGUGUGGGCUCUGGUACUGCUGGCAGACUUUGUACUGGAGUUCAGGUUUGAGUACCUCUGGCCAUUCUGGCUCUUCAUCCGGAGUGUGUACGACUCCUUUAGAUACCAGGGGCUGGCCUUCUCAGUAUUCUUUGUGUGUGUUGCGUUUACCUCGGACAUCAUUUGCCUCCUCUUCAUCCCAGUGCAAUGGCUAUUCUUCGCUGCAAGUACCUAUGUGUGGGUGCAGUAUGUUUGGCACACAGAGAGAGGCGUCUGUCUGCCCACCGUGUCUCUAUGGAUACUCUUUGUGUACAUAGAGGCAGCCAUCAGAUUCAAAGACCUAAAGAACUUCCACGUGGACUUGUGUCGUCCUUUUGCUGCACACUGCAUUGGCUACCCAGUGGUCACGCUGGGUUUCGGCUUCAAGAGCUAUGUAAGCUAUAAGAUGCGCCUCCGGAAGCAGAAGGAGGUGCAGAAGGAAAAUGAGUUUUACAUGCAGCUCUUGCAGCAGGCUUUGCCUCCAGAGCAACAGAUGCUUCAGAGGCAAGAGCGAGAAGCAGAAGAAGCAGCAGCAGCAGCAGCUGCUAAAGGAAUAUCUGAAGUGGACACAGCUCCUGUGUCACAGAAUGGCGCCCCAGCCAAUAAAAAGACAUCGGCACCACUGCCGGAGUUGGAGUAUAGAGAAAAAGGGAAAGAGGGAAGGGGUGGCGGGGAGGCUAAAAAGCAGCACAACAGCAACAGCAUCCUGCCAUCAUCAGUGGACUCUAAACUCCAGGAGAUGGAGUAUAUGGAGAACCAUAUGAACAACAAGAGACUGACCACAGAGCUGGGCAGCACAGAGAACCUGUUGCUCAAAGAGGACAACAAUUCCUCCUGCUCCUCCUCAUCCUCCUCCUCGUCCAAAAACUACAAAAAUGCUAGCAGCAAUGCCAUAACGCUCAACUCCUCGCCCCGCAGCCAUAGUGCUACCAACGGCAGCGUGCCCUCCUCUGCACCAUCGUCCUCCUCUUCCACGGGGAAGAAUGAGAAGAAGCACAAGUUGGCAGUUGGGAAGGGGACAUCAGGUGGCUCCCACAGGGAUCCCACAGACAACUGUAUCCCCAACAACCAGCUGAGCAAGCCAGAAGCACUUGUUAGAUUGGAGCAGGAUGUUAAGAAGUUGAAGGCAGACCUGCAGGCCAGCCGGCAGGUUGAGCAGGACCUGCGCAGCCAGAUUGGCUCGCUGGGCAGCGCUGAACGCUCCAUACGCACUGAGCUUGGCCAACUGCGCCAGGAGAACGAGCUGCUGCAAAACAAGCUCCAUAAUGCUGUGCAGGCAAAGCAAAAGGACAAACAGGCAGUGGGCCAACUGGAGAAGAGGCUCAAAGCAGAGCAGGAGGCUCGAGCCACCGCCGAGAAACAGCUCACAGAUGAAAAGAAGCGAAAGAAGUUAGAGGAGGCCACGGCAGCCAGAGCAGUAGCACUAGCAGCAGCUUCCAGAGGGGAGUGCACAGACACGCUGCGGCGGCGGAUCACUGAAUUAGAAACAGAGUGUAAGAAACUAACAAUGGACAUCAAGCUAAAGGAGGACCAGAUCAGAGAGCUUGAACUGAAAGUUCAGGAGCUUCAUAAAUAUAAGGAAAAUGAAAAAGACACAGAGGUGCUGAUGUCAGCGCUGUCAGCCAUGCAGGACAAGACCCAGCACCUGGAGAACAGCCUGAGUGCAGAGACCCGGAUCAAACUGGACCUCUUCUCUGCAUUGGGAGACGCCAAGAGACAGCUGGAGAUUGCACAAGGUCAGAUCCUGCAGAAGGACCAGGAGAUAAAAGAUCUGAAGCAGAAGAUAGCCGAAGUGAUGGCCGUCAUGCCCAGCAUCUCGUACACAGCCGACACCAGCAGCAUGACUCCUGUGGCCCCACACUACUCUUCCAAGUUCAUGGACACCAAUCCCUCCGGCCUAGAUCCCAACGCCUCUGUUUACCAGCCACUCAAAAAGUGAACGCUUUGCCCUCCCUCCCGCCAUCCUUCCAUCAUUUUUAUUUUUCCUGCAGGCCCGCCCACUUUCCAAUCUGCUCGGCAUGUCUGCGGCUGAGAACGUUGUUUUCUUGGGUUUUUAUUUUUCUCCUCGCCAGGUCAGAAGGAUGUUGUAUUGUGUGACUGUAUUUGUUGUAGUUAAAACAAAAGACAAAAAAAACUUAAAACGGACAUCACAUGUCAACUAGGACGUCCCUUUUUUUUUUUUCUCUUAAGUGUCUAGUGAAACCUCACAGAAUCGGGUAUGUAUUUCAAGGGUGAUGCUCUCCCUUUCCCACCGCCACUGCAACCACCUGCAACCAGUUACCUGCUCUUUGCUCCUGGGGAAUAGCUGCUUUUUUAUUUUAGGUUGAUUAUUUUUUUAUUUAUUUAUUUUUUCCCCCUCCUAAAAAUUGGAAAACGUUCUCCUUCAUUAGUCAUUCAGCCUGACUUGUAUCCCAAUUUCUUUGACAGAUUGUUUUCUCCCAAGGUAGUAUGGCAACAUCUGUACAACCAGAGGAAUGUAGUGCAAAGUUGGCACAGACUCUCGCCCUUGUCAUGUUUAAUUUAUUUUUUAAGACACCAAAUCAACCCUGCUCUUAGCUGCUUUGGGGUUUGGUGGUAAUUUUGUUUUUAAAGUGUAUUGUGUGGUUCUAUUUGUUCACUCUUUAAGGUCCAAGUAUUGAUUUCAACAGGCUAGAAGUGUUAAUUGCAACAAGUUGGGAGAAAGGAAAAUUUAUAUAUACAUAUAAAAAGCAAGCAGCUCCUAAUGUUCAGCAUCAGUGAAAAAAACAGCAGUUUGGUUUUCCCAGCUGUAUUUUCUGAAAGAGUUUUUGAGUUGAAGACAGAGUGCACUAAGAGAAGUCUGUAUACAUGUGUAUCGGCUUCUCAGUACUCUACAUGGUCUUUCAUCAGUUGUAAUGAUCACAGUGCCUUGAGUUGAGGACGUAGAGUGAGUUUGAUAAUGUGAUACGGCCCAACCCUUCUGAAUUAGUGGUGAAGCAUCUGGCUAAGCUGGAAAGGAUAAGAAUUUGACCUCGCCAAGUGAAGUGGGACAAAGUUGCCUUCGGACGCUGAUUUGGUUUUUUAGACUCUACUGAUUUCCCAACUGGUAGGGAAGCUGAGCCAACGUGUCCACUCAAGGGCAGCUUGGUCCCUUAAGUCACAUUUAACAGAGACAUGAGACAGCACCAAAUCCAAGACUUUAAAAUGUACUCCUAUUUGGCUGUUGUCAGUUUGUUGACAUGAUGUUAGCCACCACAGAGUCUACUGCACACAGGUCUCAUGUCCACUCACAGAAGCUCAUCUCUGCUGCUGUUAAACCCCAAAUCCCUCGGUUUAGCUGCUGCCCACUUGUUUCUUUUUGAUUUCCAGUUUAAAGUUGCACUGUAGAAAACAAAUUCUGUUUUGAAAGGGAAAACUGUAAAGAUAGACCGUGCAAUGUAAACAAAGCUUUGGGAAUGCCAACUUUGAUAUAGCAGUGAAAAGAUUUUAUUUAAUUAAUCCUCCAUUUCAGUUCGUGUGCCAAGACUGGAAUGCUUGUUUCUCUAGUAGUGUGUUCAAGAAUGUACUGCAAAUACAUUGGCUGACAUGUUUGUCAAAUAUCCAGUUGAAUAUCACUUAAUGGACAUUUCUGUUAAGCAGGUAGAGAAAGUGGUCACCUGUUUGUAGUAGACUGUAGUUAAAAGUAAGGGACUAGAAAGUCAAGUUUCUUUUUGUGAAUGUUACAGUAUUUGCAACUGUUGGGCAGGUGUAAAGCAGUUUUCUUUACUCCUGUUUCUGCUAUUAUUGUUAUUUUCCUGCAGGAAGAAAAUCGAUUGAGUCUGAUGUGGUUUCACCAUCAUCUGAAAUGGUCAUUGUUGUGCGUGUGGUUUUCCCCUACUGUAAAUGGAGAAGCUUUUUUUGCUCAGAUUGCUGUCAUUGGCUCCCGGGAGAGAAAAAAAAAUGUUGUGAAAAUUACAGUUUAGUCAGUUGUUUGGUCAACUGAUUGUUGGAAGUAUAGAGAAGUGUUUUUGUUUGUUUUUUGUUUUCUAUGCCAACAGUCACUGCUCUGUUUCUCCCCAGGUCCGACCUUGGCUGUGCUCUCGCUCUGUGAGGUUUACAAGGAAUAAACAUUUUUUUCUUGCAAAUUGA